AUGGACGAAUUUGAGCAAUACCUCGAGAAGGCGACUGCCAAAGGCUCGGACAUUGUGCCCGGAGCGGUGAUGGCUGUCGUCGAUAAGGAUGGCAAAUUCAUCUACAAGAAGACCGCAGGUCACAAUGGCGUCACUGAAGAUGCGGAGCCUAUGGACUUCGAUCGAACCUUCUUCAUUGCAUCCUGCACAAAGCUCAUCACCGCUAUUGCUGCCCUGCAGUGCGUUCAACACGGUUUAGUCACGCUAGAUGAACCAGUCGAUCAGUACCUACCAGAGCUGGCUUCCCAGCCCAUCGUUCAGAUGGACGGCUCCGAGAUCAAAGUGCGUCCAGCCACGAAGUCCAUUACGCUGCGUCAACUUAUCACGCAUUCCAGUGGCACGACGUACGACUGGGCUUCUCCAAGUCUUUACGCGUGGCGAGCCUUACGCGGCGAACUACCCGCUCUGAUCACCGAUGGCAACGUGGCUAAGAAGUAUGCCUAUCCACGAACCUUCGAAGCUGGAGAAGGCUGGGAAUACAGCGGUGGUUUCGAUUGGACCAUUGAAGCAAAGCUGAUGCGCACGAGCACUCGGCAAGACGACGGCAGUCUCACAGAUGGCCCAACACCCUUUUGGUCUGGCGACCCUGUCGGAGAAGGUGGUGGAGCGGGCUUGUAUGCCAAUGUGCACGACUACACGCGCGUGCUUGCGGAUCUUCUCAAACCCACGCCUACCAUACUCUUCAAAGCCAUGGUCGACGCCAUGUUCAGCCCGCAGUUCGCCGAAGACAGUCUCGCGGCCAAGGCACUCGUCGAUAACGCCGAACUCGCUUAUACCUGCACGUUGGACGCCAGUAUGGAAGGCGUCAAACCGAACUUCGGACUUGGUAGCCUGUUUUUGAUGGAAGAUGUGGACCGAGAGAACUACUUCAAGCCGAAGGGUACGCUGUGCUGGUCAGGACUUCCGAAUUUACAGUGGAGUGUCAAUCGGGAGAGGGGAAUCGCGCUUUUCUUUGCCACGCAGGUGUCACCUUGGGCGGAUCGCAAGACGUUCGAUCUUGUCGCAAGAUUUGAGACGGCUGUUUGGCGAAACCUGAUGGCGUAG
This is a messenger RNA of Alternaria triticimaculans, 1083 nucleotides long. RefSeq lists its product as uncharacterized. The record is from RefSeq and is a predicted model, not a curated record. Bases 1 to 1083 code for a protein of 360 amino acids. The transcript is spliced from 4 exons. NCBI's taxonomy places the organism in Eukaryota, Fungi, Ascomycota, Dothideomycetes, Pleosporales, Pleosporaceae.